AGACGAAACCCUAGCUCUGAUUUUUUAUUCCGAUGGAGUCGGGCGAGCGGCGCAAUGGCGAUUCGAUGAGUCACAAUCACCGUGCACCGAAGAAGCCACGCCUCGCUGGGUUAUUAACCGAGUCAGAUAUCGACUCCGAGUUCGCUCACCACCAGACCGGUGUUGCCAGAAUCAACAACGGUAGCUUCGGCUGCUGUCCUGGCUCCGUUCUCGAGGCGCAGCGUGAGUGGCAGCUUCGUUAUCUCCGUCAGCCUGAUGACUUCUACUUCAACGGCCUCCGUCGUGGACUUCUCGCUUCUCGAACUGUGAUCAGUGACCUAAUCAACGCCGAUGAUGUUGACGAGGUCUCGCUCGUUGAUAACGCAACCACUGCUGCAGCUAUUGUUCUUCAGAAAGUUGGAAGGUGUUUCUCUGAAGGGAAGUAUAAGAAGGAAGAUACUGUAGUGAUGUUUCACUGUGCGUUUCAGAGUGUGAAGAAGUCGAUUCAGGCUUAUGUCUCUCGUGUGGGAGGUUCCACUGUUGAGGUUAGGUUACCUUUCCCUGUUAAUUCGAAUGAAGAGAUUAUCUCCAAGUUUAGAGAAGGAUUAGAGAAAGGUAGAGCGAAUGGUAGAACGGUUAGGUUAGCUAUCAUUGACCAUAUAACGUCGAUGCCGUGUGUUUUGAUGCCGGUACGAGAAUUGGUUAAAAUCUGCAGAGAAGAAGGUGUGGAGCAGGUUUUUGUUGAUGCAGCUCAUGCCAUUGGUAGUGUUAAAGUUGAUGUCAAAGAAAUCGGAGCUGAUUACUAUGUGAGUAAUCUGCAUAAAUGGUUCUUUUGUCCGCCGUCUAUAGCGUUUUUCUAUUGUAAGAAACGUGGUUCUGAGUCUGAUGUUCAUCACCCUGUGGUGUCUCAUGAGUUUGGAAAUGGUUUGCCUAUAGAAAGUGCCUGGAUUGGGACUAGGGAUUACAGUUCGCAGCUUGUGGUUCCAUCGGUAAUGGAUUUUGUAAACAGAUUCGAGGGAGGGAUCGAAGGGAUAAUGAUUAGGAACCAUGAUGAAGCUGUUAGAAUGGGGUUAAUGCUGGCUGAUGCUUGGGGAACGAAUCUCGGGUCACCUCCUGAAAUGUGUGUUGGGAUGGUUAUGAUCGGUUUACCUUCAAAACUGUGUGUUGAAAGUGAUGAAGAUGCUACUAAGUUGCGGUCAUAUCUGCGGGGGCAUAACUCAGUCGAGGUUCCAGUUUAUUUUCUCGGAUUGAGGGAUGGAGAGGAAGGAGUGAAAGACAAAGACAGUGGACUAAUUACUGCGUAUGUUCGGAUUUCUCAUCAGAUUUAUAACAAAACUGAGGAUUAUGAGAGAUUGAGAGACGCAAUAACAGAGUUAGUCAAGGAUCAAAUGACAUGAGAUUACUCACUGCCUUUUGAGAUCUUCACUUGCCAGAGCGUUGUGAAACUGAAACUUGGGUCUGGUUUUGUUAUUGACAUUCUCCCUAAGAAUGCUUUGCUUCCUGCUCUCAAGACUCUCCUUCUUGAUUCAGUUCGGUUCGAUAAUACUGGUGGUUGUGCGUUUACAAGGCUUCUUUCUGCUUGCCCUCUGUUUGAUACAUGCGAUGAAGCAGACACAGUGUUUGAAAACAUGUCUCAUUUAGAUUUGCCAAGUGAAGCAGAUGUCUGCUGGGAUCCUCUAAAACUUUUUGUUAAGAAAUCUCCAAAUCUGAAGACUCUUACCAUUGAGAGGAAGAAGAUGGCUGAUGAGACAGAGAAACCUAUUAGGUUACUCAAUUUCGUCUCGGAGGAACAGUUAGAUGAAUCGAAGAAAGAAAGAGGUGAAAGAGUUGAAGAUGGAACAUUCCAGAGAGACAGAGCUCUCUACGAGAUUUUGAAAGAGAACAAAGACAAGAAAGACGCUGAGUUUAAUGAACGAUUCAAGCAUAGACCACCCAAAGCUCUGGAUGAAGAUGAGACUGAGUUUCUUGAUAAACUGGAAAUGUCAAAGAGGGAAUAUGAACGACAAUUAGCUAAUGAAGAGGAAGAACAGCUUCGUAGUUUCCAGGCAGCGGUUGCAGCACGAUCAGCAAUCCUUCACGAACCAAAGGAAGCAGCACCUCCACCACCAGCUCCAAUCACCAAGGAACAAAAACCAACCGGGAAGAGAAAUCCUGCGACUUUAGGCUUAGUCUCAUAUAGUGAUGAAAGUGAAGACGAUAAUUAACAUUUUGUGUUACUGACACAAGAAUCUCUGUAAACAUUCACAAUGAAUCGAUAAAUUGAAU
Molecule: messenger RNA, 2244 nt
Organism: Arabidopsis arenosa
Lineage: Eukaryota; Viridiplantae; Streptophyta; Magnoliopsida; Brassicales; Brassicaceae
Source: the annotation of a GenBank genome assembly